GCCUAGUUCCAAGUGUUCCUUGUUCUUCUCUUCGUCUCGCUCAAUCCAUGAAUGCAGAGAACAGAAGAACCCUCAAUCCCUGAAUGCUUCCUGCUCCAAUGUUCUAUCAACAGCAAGCUUCUUUCGCGUAUUAUUCUCAAUUCGCAUACUCUAACCAUAAUCCCAACCCUCUAUUCUCUUUUCCCCUUCCAAUUCCCCCCGCCGAGCCACCUCUGCACCCUCCCGGAACCGAUCCCUCCACUAAUUUGAAUCAAUACUCGGUAACCUACGUAUAUGAGGCUCAGAAACAGGUUUUUGAGGACCCUAAUGCCGGUUCUCAGAGUUGGGUCACCAAGCAAGCUGAUCCUAUUAGAUAUGAUGCUGGUUGGCUAGGGUCGGUGGUACCCACAACUUCAAAUUCCUUUGCUAGUAGCAAUUGGAACUGUCAACCAUCGGUUAAUGAUGACACAGGAAGCAUGUUGAAGCAAAAGCAGCAUGUCCAAACUAUGCAGUGUGAGGUUUGCAACAUUAACUGUGAUACCAAAGAUGUUUAUGACAAUCACAUUAUGGGAAAGAAGCAUCAGAAGAACCUACGGAAGCAGAACAAUCCCAGAAGGACAAUAUUACACAAAACUUCUAAAGCAAUCAACAAGGCAAGCUUGUCUGGUCCUGUGGGCUACAUUGGUAAACAAAUGUUAUUUGGAGUUUCUGCUAGGACAGCCAGUCUAGAAUUGGAGAUUAGAAGGCAGAAGCUGUUGAAUAGCGGAGCUGCAGUUGAUUCUGUGAGGAUAUGCACAAUAUGCAAUGUUGCUUGCAAUAGUGAGGAAGUUUUGGACGCACAUCUUGCAGGGAAAGGACAUGCUGCUCAGGCUGGCUUGAUAGCCCUCAAUGGUGUUGGUCCUCAUCUUGGUGCAAUUAGACCUAAGGGUCGCAUUCUUCAUAAAAAGAAAAGGGAAAUUAAGGUUGUUCAAUCUGUAUGGUGUGAUGUCUGUAAGAUUGACUGCAACACCAAUGAUGUCUAUUCCAAACACUUAUUAGGGAAGAAGCACCAGAAGAACCUGGAGAAGCUUGACAAAUCUAAGAGUGUUGUUGAUAAGCCUGCCUCAAAUGCUGCCCCACAUCCUAUAAUUGGACCAGUGGAGAACCCAGAGGCAAACGAGGGAAAUGUUAUUGUCCCACGAAAGUCACAAAAGAGGGCUGCGCAGUCUGAGGAUUUGGAGACCAAGAAACGGAGGGUUCUGGAAGGUGGAGCAGCAGCAGCUGAAGUAAGAGUCUGCACUGUAUGCAACGUGGUAUGCAAUAGCCAGCAGGUCUUCAAUUUUCAUCUUGCUGGCCAGAAGCAUGCAGCCAAGGUGAAUAAGGCGGCAGCUACCAUGGUGCCAACCAUCACAACAUAGAUGAUUACUGCUGCAUAAAGACAUGUAGAUGGAGAAAUUUAAGAAAUUUAUCUUUUUUGUCAUUCUCACCAUAUUCAGUAAGUACUUUGGAAUAUUGUAAUUACCCCGCUCACUCUUGCUUUGUUCCCUCUGUAAAUCCCCUUGUAUUAACUUCCUAUUGAGCUACUAGGAAAUUGUGGUUGGACAUGGAUGCAUUUAAUUUAUUAAAUAUCUAGAUAUCAA
Molecule: messenger RNA, 1598 nt
Organism: Rubroshorea leprosula
Lineage: Eukaryota; Viridiplantae; Streptophyta; Magnoliopsida; Malvales; Dipterocarpaceae
Source: the annotation of a GenBank genome assembly